AUGAGUGCCAGUAAAACAGGGGACGAGUAUCCUUCCCCUAGGGAACAUGACGAAGCUGAAAGCCCUCGGAAAAGGAUGCGCUUAAACAAUUCAAGUCGCAAAAGCUGGAGUUUAAUGGACAGGAAAACCGAUCACGAGGUGCUUCAAGAGAUGGGUGUCAGUCUUCUAGAGCCAGACGAUUGUGGUGAGCUACCAUGUGAUCCUGGUACUUCAGGCAUGAUGCACAAAUCGCUAAAACGUAAACGUGACAUUGAAAAUGUAAAUCCAAUAUAA
Molecule: messenger RNA, 273 nt
Organism: Arctia plantaginis
Lineage: Eukaryota; Metazoa; Arthropoda; Insecta; Lepidoptera; Erebidae
Source: the annotation of a GenBank genome assembly